This is a messenger RNA of Periconia digitata, 396 nucleotides long. NCBI's taxonomy places the organism in Eukaryota, Fungi, Ascomycota, Dothideomycetes, Pleosporales, Periconiaceae. The record is from the annotation of a GenBank genome assembly.
CCAACAUUCCAAUCUCCCCUCAAUCGGCCGCAGCAUAAUCAUCACCUGGUUAUCCCCCGUUGACAAAUCUCUCGACUUGGAUGGGGGGGACGUCUGCAUCUGCAUGGGCAAUUGAUUGACGAUUGAUUCCUGUUGUUGUUUUGGUGCAGCAUCGCGCCCGCGCUCGCUAGUGGUGGCCCCAAUCACCUGGUAGCGGCUAUGUGCAGGCUGCAGACUGCAGCGCCGCCCGGCCAACAGGGGGCCACCAAACCAACAACAAUCAUCGUCAAUUUGCCAAUGUCUCUCCUGCCACACGCCUUUUGCUGUCAUUCCGGGCCAGCCAUUCGCUGCUUGUUGCCUGCAUACCUGGAUUACAUACAUAUAUAUACAUGAUAUUACAUAUGCAACUCUCCACCA